Molecule: messenger RNA, 1583 nt
Organism: Owenia fusiformis
Lineage: Eukaryota; Metazoa; Annelida; Polychaeta; Sabellida; Oweniidae
Source: the annotation of a GenBank genome assembly
CGGUUGAUGGCAGACGUCUACCUGAAGUCUUAUACCUGUGGACUUAAUGUGGGUUCUAUAUACGCGUGGAUACGUAGGGCCUACACACAUGUAUACAAGUAUCAUUGUAGUUUUAUAUCGUCGUAAAAAAUAAUUCAGGACUAAAUUGAAGCAGUAGAGCAUCAAUUUCCACUACACCGUUGUCGUUGUUACGUAAUCAUGGUAGAUCGAAGGAGUGGAUAUAACUUUUAUAUUUGUAUAUUGGCAUAGAUACGUGGACUUUUUCCCUAGAAAGUAUUAACUUUGGACGACAUCGUUCUUCACUUUGCCAACGCCGUGUCUCCAUUUGCCGAAACGUACACGUGAGUGUACUGGGAGGUUUGUCCACGCCUUCGCAGAUUAUCACACGGAGAAAUCAUUUCCACCCGGGAUUUAUUUUAGCACCGAUAUGAACAUAACUGGUUACGAUGAGAGUAGGUCGAGGUUCGUCCCCCUUCCUUCAUAUACGAGAGAUAUCAGUAUAUUUGCAGCAGUGUUGGUCGCUCUAGUAUGUGUAUUUGGUAUUGCAGUAAAUGGAUUCAUAAUGCUUGUCAUUGCUAAGACAAAGAAACUGCAUACAGUUCCAAACUGGCUUAUAUUCAUGAUGUGUGCAACUGACGUCAUUCAGUUCUCCGUGGUAAAACCGGCUCAGCAGGUAGUUACAGAAGUCCUUCAUGGAUGGCCGUUUGAUUACCAAAGCUGUUCUGUGUUUGGUUUCUUAGCCAUUCUGUUCAUUGCUCUGAAUCUCUUCAAUCUUUGCUACAUGGCUAUCAAUCGGUAUGUUUUGAUUGUCCAUCAGUCAGCUUAUCAAACCAUAUUCAGCAAGAAAGGCACAAUUGCACUCGUUGUUUCUUCAACGGCGUUCGUGUUCAUCGCUCUUUUGGUGCCUUUCACUGGCCUGUGGGGAAAGUAUGGUUACGUAGAAAAAACGAACGCAUGUAGCAUGAUCGUCGAUUCACCGAACAGCUCAAGCUUCAGUUUAGGUGUCUCUGUAAUCGGAUUCGUGUUACCAUUGUUGGUAAUGCUUUAUUGUUAUGUACGUAUUCUUAUCUUUGUUAAAUUGCAACAGAAGAAGAUCAAUGGACACAACAAUGGGACGAAGACAACGACGAUGGCAGUCAAGAAAGCGGAUGUUAAAUUAGCCAAAGUGAUGGCAUCGAUAUUCCUGCUCUACGUAGCAUGUAUUCUCCCAAGGAUGGCCCUAAACUGGAUAGAUCCAAACAACCAGUAUCCCAUGGCUCAUAAAAUAGCCACAGCUAUUCUUUUGUCUUACAGUCUGCUUAAUGGAAUUGUUUUUACGCUUCAGAAUACGCAGUUUAAAAAAUCCUGUCUUACAUUUGUCGGUAUUGAUCCAUCACAAGUCCAGUUGGUAGAGGAGCCUCAAUCAGAUCAUGAAAGACAAAUUACUACAGUUUCCCAUACUUAGACUCACGAAAAUUGUUUUAGUUGCAAGAAAAUCGAUCUGUUUUUUAUUGGACAGCACCUUUCCUUUCAACCGAGGUUAGGCCAUUGAUGCCAUGCUGCCGAAUGUCGUCCAUACAACUGCGUUUGGUCUUAAACACCAG